UCUCUCUCUCUAAAAGAACCAGCUUUCAAAUAAAUGUUCAUGCAUAUGAGCCUAAUGAGUAAUCUUUCUGAAAAAAGAAUGAUUAUGAUCAAAACAACAAGAUCAGCUCUAACAUUAUUUGGAAGAUUCAUCAUCAAUAAUCUCUUAAGUUUCAUAAUCUUCUCUCUUAUCGACAUUCUAGAUUUCAUUCUUUGUUACGUCUACAAAUUUGCCGAUUACCUUAUAGAAACAGAGUCGAAGCCCUGUUAUUGUUCUCCGGUAAAGGAAACAAUCACAACUUCCCGCUCCGGCAAUAUCCUUGUUUCCGAGUCAGGUCAGUCGAAAAUUUUCCGAUUCAGCUCAACUCGGAUUCAACUCAAUGAGAUCUCCGAUACCCUCUACGUCCGACCUACCACCAUUUCCGAGCUUUCAAAAGGGUACUUGUCGGAAAAUGAAAUGUCGAAAAUCAGAUCCACGUUUGCCGUUGAUUCUCCUUUUGUCGAAAUGCUGCAAGAAAAGAUCAUCGGAGUUAAGAAGGAUCAUCGGAUUCCGAGGUGGUCGGAUUGUGACUGCAAUACUUGUAAUUCAUGGGCUUCUUCUUCUUCCAAUGAUUCUCUGUUUGUCCGAGUUGAAGGAGCCAAUAAACGAAAUGUGCAAGAAGAUGUAUUAUUCAUUCACGGGUACAUCUCAUCAUCAUCGUUUUGGACGGAAACAUUGUUCCCUAACUUUUCAAAAUCAGCCAAAUCAACAUAUAGGAUGUUUGCGGUUGAUUUAUUAGGAUUCGGUAGGAGUCCCAAGCCAGACAAUUCACUUUACACGAUUGGAGAACAUUUGGAGAUGAUUGAAAAGUCGGUUAUAAAUCCAUAUCAAGUAAAAUCUUUUCAUAUUGUUGCUCAUUCUCUCGGUUGCAUUUUAGCUCUUGCACUUGCCAUUAAACAUCCCGAUUCUAUUAAAUCUAUUACCUUGCUUGCACCGCCAUACUUCCCCGCGCCAAAGGGAGAAAAGACUACACAUUACUUAAUGAAGAGAUUGGCGCCACGACAAGUUUGGCCUCCUAUCGCGUUUGGAGCGUCGCUUGCGUGCUGGUACGAGCAUGUGGGCAGGACGAUUUGUUUGGUGAUUUGCAAAAACCAUCAAAAGUGGAAUUCAAUCAUCAAAUUCAUCACCAGAAAUAGGAUUAAGACAUAUUUAAUAGAUGGAUUUUGUUGUCAUACCCAUAACUCUGCAUGGCAUACCCUACACAACAUAAUAUGCGGGACAGCCGAAAAAGUCGAUGACUACCUUAAUACUGUCCGAAGCAAACUCAAUUGUCCUGUCUCGAUCUUCCAUGGUCAAGACGAUGACCUUAUUCCAAUCGAAUGUAGCUAUCAUGUUCAGACGCGAAUUCCUCGUGCUCGGGUCAAGAUCGUGGAGAAUAAGGAUCAUAUAACCAUUGUUCUUGGAAGACAAAAAGCCUUUGCUAUGGAGCUUGAGGAAAUUUGGAAGAGUUCAAAAUCAUCAAAUUGAUAAACCUCUUUUUUCUUCUUCUUAUUUUCAACUUUUCAUGCAUUUUUCAUUUAGUCUCCAUCUCUAUAGAAAUUAAUUACACACACACAUGAUCAAAUGACGGUGCUUUACCUCAAAAGUACAAUAGUUUGAGAUGUGAUUAAGGUUGUGUAGCAUAAUUAGUGUUCAUUGGGAAAAUUAAUCCAAA
Molecule: messenger RNA, 1672 nt
Organism: Impatiens glandulifera
Lineage: Eukaryota; Viridiplantae; Streptophyta; Magnoliopsida; Ericales; Balsaminaceae
Product: probable lysophospholipase BODYGUARD 3
Exons: 4
Coding region: 34-1485 (483 amino acids)
Source: RefSeq, a predicted model, not a curated record